AUGACGAUAGAACGGCCUGGUGAGAGAGGCCGGAGACAUGGCCGAUCUGUUUUACAGGCAGCCCUGGCAGCCGGGAUUGCUACGCAAGCGGUGACACUUGUGGCAUUUUGUGCUGGGAGACCGUGGACGAAGGGAGGAUCAGCUGAUGGAUCCACUGGAACAACUCUUGGAGCUUUCAAGAGACCAGUGGGGUACUCUCGCAGGCCCUUGAGACCCUCCCGAUUUGAGGAUGGCCCUGACAAGGAAGGAGAAGGUCGAGGUGAAUGGCAGGGCGACGCGGGGAAAUUUACCGUGAACUGGGGAGAUCCCAGAAUUGGCAGGCAGAUUGAUCCAUCCAGUGAUCUAUGGGAAGAUCUUGAGGAGCCGCAGUCUUCCAGAGGAAGCAGUUUCGAGGAUUCCCAGGAGGACUUUGAGGAACGGCCUCGCAAAAGGGCUCCGAGACGUCGUCGCCGGAUGAGGACGCGCUCGGAAGAGGAGAGGGAUGAUGAUGGCUGGGUAAAGCGCAGGGAACCGUGGAGGCCGCCCAUUUUUCGCAGAGAAGCUGGCAGAAGAGAAGUUGGACGGCAGUCCAGGAGAGAACCCAGACAGAGAAGCGGCAGUGCAGCAGAGCAAAGGGAAGAGGAGCAAAUUAAAUACGAACCACCAGCACGGCCCGUGAAUCUGGAAGCUAUGGCACAAAAGGGCCUGCCCAUUGUGAACUUGUACCAAUUGGAACCAAAUGACUUCUACUUCUAUUUGAUCCGAGAGCUUGGAAUUCAACGAAUGCAUGCAAAGAUCAUUCGACACUAUCUCUUCACGAAGGGCGCCCAGGACUUUCGUGACAUUAAUGCCAUCCCCAGUGGUCUCAGGGAGUCCUUAGCCAAACUGGCAUCAGCAGGGGCUGCGGAUUGGAAGACCUUGGCCGAGCGCGAGUCAACGGAUGGAACUGUCAAGGUGGCUUAUGGUCUGCCAGAUGGUCAUGCCAUUGAGUCAGUGCUCAUGCCAUACCAAGAUGGCCGCCGGACUGCCUGCGUUUCCAGCCAGGUGGGCUGCGCAAUGGGCUGCGUGUUCUGUGCCACCGGGCAGAUGGGCUUUAAGCGACACCUCACAUCCAGUGAAAUCUUCGAGCAGGCAGCCCGUUUCUCUGCGAAGCUGCGGCGGCAGGGCCUUCGUCUUUCCUCUGUGGUGCUGCUGGGAAUGGGUGAACCACUGGCGAAUUUUGAGAAUGUAGUGAAAGCUGUUCGGCGUAUCCAUGAUGAGCUGGACAUUGGCAUGAGGCAUAUCACAAUCAGCACUGUUGGUUUGGUGCCUGAGAUCAAGCGGCUGGCUGAGGAGCAGCUUCAAGUGACCUUGGCAAUUUCCCUCCAUGCUGCAAAUGACGAGGAAAGAAGCAAGCUGCUUCCAAUGAACAAGCGCUAUCCAGUGGCAUCUGUUAUGCAAGCAGCGAGAGAGUACUGGGAGGUGACUGGGCGACGGGUGAGUUUCGAAUGGACGCUCAUUGCCGGGGAAAAUGACACCCCCGAGAAGGCUCAAGAGCUGGGGAAGCUGAUCUACUUGAACUGCCCAGGAGCUCAUGUGAACCUCAUCCCGCUGAAUCCCACCAACGGCUACAGCGGAGGUCCGUCUCAGCGAGAGGCAGUUGCCAAGUUUGUCGACACCUUAAGACAGUUUGGAGUGGAGGCAACAGUUCGAGUACGUCGUGGAAUCGAUAUUGAUGCUGGUUGUGGGCAGUUGGCAGAACGGUUUCAGGAGCUCAAUGUCACAGCAGCUGAGGCGGUGGCUGUGAUCCUGGGAGUGUCCGAUGCACGCUGGUCGUCAAUGCGAAGAUUGUUAGACAACAACCUUUUGACUCGGUUGAGCACGCUCAAUCAUUUGGAGCUGAGCCAUGCUCAAAAGAACCGACUGCAGACGCUCCUACAGGUGCCCACCUUCACCGAUGGAUCCCUCUUGGAGCGGUGCCCCGCAGUGGCCUCGUUGGCAAGGUGGUGCAGCGCCGUUGGCUCUGCGAUCAAUGGGGAGGAGAAGGUAGACCUGGGCGGGCUCGUCAUCGAGCCUGACCUUUGGCUCUUGAACGAG
Molecule: messenger RNA, 2055 nt
Organism: Cladocopium goreaui
Lineage: Eukaryota; Dinophyceae; Suessiales; Symbiodiniaceae
Source: the annotation of a GenBank genome assembly